Messenger RNA from Oikopleura dioica, 930 nucleotides. NCBI's taxonomy places the organism in Eukaryota, Metazoa, Chordata, Appendicularia, Copelata, Oikopleuridae. The record is from the annotation of a GenBank genome assembly.
AUGUCGAGCGAAAUUCAAUGUGAAGAUCAAAAAUUCAUGUGCCGCGAUGAAAGUUGGCUGGUUCAGUGCAACAGAAUCGAAAAGAUCCGACUUUUAUGUCCAAAGACAUGUGGUUUAUGCUCCGAAGCAGGCGGCACGGUCAACAUCGUCAUCAGUGGAGUCAAAUCAAUCGGCCAAAAUUCCAUUCCAACCCUGACUCCAUUCGAAUCUGGCAACUCGAACUCAGCGCUUCUGUCUUCUCCAGCUACUCCAAACUCGGAAACAGUUGUUCAAAUUUCCAGCUCCAGUGGGUUCACAUUCCCUGUUCCCGGAGUUGUUUGGUACCUUGUUCUCUUGGGCACAUUUUUAUUAGUGAUUGCUGUGGGACUGAUCGUCAUUUUUGAGAGGCAUCAUUUGAGAAAACUUCUCGGAAAGAAGACCUACUGCUGCAACAAUCCUUAUUACCUCAAAGAAAAUUCAAGCGAGAACACUCACAGAGGCGAUGAAAGCGUUUUUCCUUCUCAUAAUGCUACACUUGAAAGACUUGGAAAUCAGAGCACGUUACCCUUCCCCAACCCGCCGCCUGCUGAAGGCUCGCUGUCAAAAGAACUUGAAAAAGUCAAAAAGACUACGAAAUCGAUACAACAACUCCUCUUGUUGUCGCUCAAGUUUCCAGCCCUUCUACGAUGCUCGAAAACAACAGGAUGCAUUUCAGAUCUUUAUGGCUCGAAGCUGCCCCUAAACCAAUCAAGCCGAUCGUAUUUACCCGCGGAUAAUCUAACGACAGUUGUUUCCCAACGUCAUUUGGAUCAAAAACCAACGUCUGAGGUUUCUGGCUCCGGUGGCUCCCUCAGUGUCAACGACGAAGUAGACGAUGCUGAGGCUGCCGAAGCCGAGGAGGCGGAAGCUGAGGCAAACGAAGCUGCCGAAGCAGGAGAAUGUAUAGUUUAA